AUGAAAUAUCAGGCUGCCAGGCAGAGGGGAAAAGACAGCGGAUUGGAUCAAAUACAAAGGCUGACGGAGAUGAUGGUGGAUGCACUCAAUGACCUUCUCGAAGACUAUAAAGAGUGUGAAUUUGAACUGGCAAAGUUUUUGGGUUUCAAACCAAAGGACGAAUUAGCAAAGUCAUUGGAUACCAUCCAGAGACUCAAAAUGGCAAAGGCCCGAAAAUUCAAGGUUAUCAAUCCAGUUGGUGGUUAUAUGUUGUGGUUACCACCUGAAUGA
Molecule: messenger RNA, 270 nt
Organism: Paraglomus brasilianum
Lineage: Eukaryota; Fungi; Glomeromycota; Glomeromycetes; Paraglomerales; Paraglomeraceae
Source: the annotation of a GenBank genome assembly